AUGUCGUCCGUAACCUCGCUGUUGUCGGCGACGGCAACUUCGGCGGCUGCCCCGACGUCCACUGGCGGAAACAGAGCUGCUCCUCAGGGUGGUGUCAUCGAAGGCGCGAACCCUUCGGUGUACAAUCCGAAGGAUCCCAUCACGAUGUUCAUCAUCCAGGCUGGGUUGAUCAUCAUUGUCUGCCAUCUCCUUCAUUGGCCACUCUCCAAGAUCCGACAACCUCGAGUCAUCGCCGAGGUCAUUGGUGGCAUUGUCCUCGGUCCAUCGGUCAUGGGCCGCAUCCCUGGUUUCCGCAACGCCAUCUUUCCAACAGAGUCUAUACCAAACCUCACCCUUGUUGCCAAUGUCGGACUCGUGCUUUAUCUCUUCCUCAUCGGCCUUGAAACGGAUGUUCGCUUUCUAGUCAGCAAUUGGCGGAUUGCCACCUCGGUCGCGUUCGCUGGGUUGGCCCUCCCGUUUGCUCUAGGUUGCGCUCUCGCAUGGGGCCUGUAUAAUCAAUUCUCCGGGGACGAGGGCCUCGUCCAUAUCAACUUUAGUGUGUACAUGUUGUUUAUUGGCGUUGCAAUCGCCAUCACGGCCUUCCCCGUUUUGUGUCGAAUCCUGACGGAGCUGAAGCUUCUUGAUACGAAGGUUGGUGUCAUUGUGCUUUCGGCUGGCGUAGCCAAUGACGUUGUUGGUUGGAUCUUGCUUGCUCUCUGUGUCGCUCUCGCCAACGCGGGCACUGGUCUAUCUGCUUUGUGGAUUCUGUUGGCGUGUAUCGGCUACAUGCUCUUUCUGCUGUUUGCCGUCAAGCCCACCAUCACAUGGCUUUUGCGUCGAUCAGGUAAUAUCGAAAAUGGGCCUUCCCAGGGCAUGAUCUCGCUCAUUUUAUUGAUUGCACUUACUUCGGCAUUCUUCACGGGCAUCAUUGGUGUUCACGCUAUUUUCGGAGGCUUCAUGGUUGGCCUCAUCCUUCCUCGUGAAAACGGCUUUGCUAUCAAAGUCACCGAAAAGUUGGAGGAUUUGAUCGGCGCAUUAUUCCUGCCUCUAUACUUUACACUGUCAGGCCUCAACACCAACCUGGGACUGCUGAAUUCUGGCAUAACAUGGGGCUACGUCUUUGCUGUUACGUUCACCGCUUUCUUCACCAAAGUCAUUGGUGCCACUCUUGCUGCCAAGUUAAACGGAAUGGUCUGGAGAGAAUCCUUCUCCAUUGGAGCCUUGAUGAGCUGCAAGGGACUUGUUGAGCUGAUUGUAUUGAACAUCGGCUUGCAAGCCAAGAUCCUGAGCACACGCACUUUUACCAUUUUCGUCGUUAUGGCUUUGCUGACGACUUUCGUCACAACGCCCUUGACAUCGGUCCUAUACCCUCCGUGGUAUCAGAAGAAGAUUGAAGCUUGGAGGCGCGGGGAGAUUGACUGGGAUACUGGUGAUCUUCAUCCCGAAUAUAAUACGGGCAACGACACAGACUCCGCCAAACAUGCUAGCACCCGCGUUCGACGCCUCUUGGUAUACCUUCGGCUGGACAACAUGCCGGCAAUGCUGAACUUGGUGUCGUUAUUCGGAAAGCAAUCUGCAUCUGACAACCAAUAUGUGGCACAGGAUGAGAAGGGCGGCGUUCAUUCAGAAACAGCCAACCUGCAGGCUUCACCUAACUCUCAGGCUGUGCGAGCUCAUGGAUUUCGUCUGCUACAUCUUACUGACCGCGACUCAUCUGUAAUGACAGUGUCCCAAGUAGCCGAGUGGAGCCAAAAUGACCCGGUGGUCAACAUCUUCCGCACCGUCGGCCAGUUUCUCAAGGUCGCCGUGUCUGGCGAAGUGUCGAUCAUGCCCGAGGCACGUUUUGCUGAAGCGCUGCUAUCCAAGUCGUCGGAUAUUUCAUCGGAUCUUCUCCUGGUUCCUUGGAGCGAGAGCGGUAGUCUGGUCGACUCGCAAGUUUCACCCGCAGAUGGUGCCGCAAACAAAUUUGCAACGGCAUACACAUCAUUCGCCAAAUCAAUACUUGCUUCUUCUGAGCAUAACAUCGGGCUUUUCUUCUCUCACGACGGCUGUCGGCCAACAACCUCAUCCGGCGAGAAGGCCAAACUCAUGCGAACUUACUCGUUUAGCGACAUUCACCACGAUAUUCCAUCGAUUCCGGUUACGAACAAGUCCCAUCACAUCUUCAUGCCCUACUUCGGUGGCCGCGAUGAUAAGCUAGCCCUCAUCCUAGUUUUGCAGCUCUGCGAGAAGCAGAACGCCACGGCCACUGUUGUGCACUUCGCUUCGUCGGCCGAAGCUGACCAGGAUGCUAGUGACUUCUUCGGCUUCAUUUCAACACACGUCCCAGCUGCCACAGGAUCCCGAGUAAAAUUUGAAGUUUCAUCUGCUAGCAAUCCCAUCGAGGCUGCCGUAAGCCAGGCUACCUCCGGCAUUCGGGUUGACUCACGGGGCAUUGCUUGGCAUAAUCUCAUCGUCCUUGGUCGACGUACUUCUGCUUUGUCCAAGGAGGGCAAAAACUCUGUCAAAGUAUCGACCGAGGCCAGGGAGUGUUUGGGUUCGGCGGCUGCGGCCCUCAUUUCGUCCGAGGUGAAAGCAGAUAUGUUGGUUGUACAAGCUAAAGCCGGGUCGGCGUGA
Colletotrichum gloeosporioides is the source of this 2595-nucleotide messenger RNA. Its product is annotated as K(+)/H(+) antiporter 1. Gene Ontology annotation, biological process: proton transmembrane transport. Gene Ontology annotation, cellular component: membrane. The transcript is spliced from 5 exons. Lineage: Eukaryota; Fungi; Ascomycota; Sordariomycetes; Glomerellales; Glomerellaceae. Gene Ontology annotation, molecular function: antiporter activity. Bases 1 to 2595 code for a protein of 864 amino acids. The record is from RefSeq and is a predicted model, not a curated record.